Messenger RNA from Opisthocomus hoazin, 1433 nucleotides. NCBI's taxonomy places the organism in Eukaryota, Metazoa, Chordata, Aves, Opisthocomiformes, Opisthocomidae. The record is from RefSeq and is a predicted model, not a curated record.
AUGCUUAACUUCAAGUACACGCUUGGGCUCGACUCCUUUGAUGUUGACACGUUUAUUUCCCAGACGCUAAAAGGAGAAAAUCUAUCCAAGAAAGCAAAAGAAAAAAGGGAAGUUCUUCUUAAGAAGAUAAAAGAUGUUAAGGCAAGUUAUCCUCAAGAAUUCCAGGAUAAAGGAGAACUGGAAGAUGAGGAAGAAUCUGAGGGCUCUUUUUCUUCGCCUCCUGAUAGUGUCUCAAUAGCAUCUGACCGGUACGAUAAAGACGAUGAAGCACCUUCUGAUGGGAAUCAAUUUCCACCUAUUGCAGCUCAGGAUCUUCAGUUUGUUCUGAAAGCUGGAUACCUGGAAAAACGCAGAAAAGACCACAGUUUUCUCGGCUUUGAAUGGCAGAAGCGUUGGUGUGCUAUCAGUAAGACGGUCUUCUAUUAUUAUGGAAGCGACAAAGACAAACAACAGAAAGGUGAAUUUGCCUUAGAGGGCUACACCAUCAAAAUGAAUAAUAGCCUUCGUAAGGAUGCAAAGAAAGAUUGCUGUUUUGAAAUCUCCGCUCCUGAUAAGCGCAUUUAUCAGUUUACAGCUGCCACUCCCAAAGAAGCAGAGGAAUGGGUACAGCAAGUCAAAUUUGUAAUUCAAGAUAUGGAAUCUAAUACUAUUCCUGAGGAGGAAGAAGAGGAAUAUGAUGAUGUUGGACAAGUGAGCAGUGAACCUAUAGAUGAUAGCAUUUAUGAAGAAGUUAAAGAACAGGAUGAAGAACGUGUUCCUUCAAAGGCUGAAGCGCCAAGAAAACUGAGCCAGGAGAAAGUUCCCACCAUUUCAGAUGGCAAAAACACCGAUUACGCCAAUUUCUAUCAAGGUUUGUGGGACUGCACAGGGGAUGUACCUGAUGAGUUGACAUUUAAACGUGGUGACGUUAUCUACAUUCUCAGCAAGGAGUACAAUAGAUUUGGCUGGUGGGUAGGAGAAAUGAAGGGAACCAUUGGCUUGGUGCCUAAAGCCUACAUAAUGGAGAUGUAUGAUAUUUGAGAGGCCUGGGAGAAAUCUGCACUUGAAAUCAAGAGUGUUGUGCAGCUGCAGUUUACAGACCCGGCCUCUGAAAGAAGAAGAUUCUGCUGUACACGUUUCGUGGUUUCAGUGAACGUAGUCAGAUCAUUGCCUUAUGUAUAUUAAACAUUAAAAACUGUAAUUGAUCAUAAUUCUGCAGAAAUGUUCUUCUUAGACACUUUUUAUAGAGUUGUAAUGCUAGGAAAUGAAAUAGAUGGUAAUUAACAUAUGGGGCACAAACAGCCAAAUAGUGCCUGUUGCUCUGUUCUUAAGCGUAUUAGCAGCACUCUGUAAAGCUUUAGGUUUGUGUUCUUUCAGGGAAUUUGGCUAUGGUUUCCCGUCCCUCAGAUUUAGAAAAAUUAAGCUGAACUUCGAAAGUAGAAAGCUAUUACUCA